UGCAAUUGCUUCUGGCCCUGAACCUAGCGUCAAGCGUGUUCUGUGAUUGGGAGGGCGGAUAUGCGCGUGUCAAGUGUAACCAAGACGGCAUGGUUACUGAGCUGUCCUCACGCUUUUCUUUUGAUUCGUAUCCCGACGUGCCAGCAGACAUCACAGCCCUCUCUGCGCUUCAGAAACUGGAUCUUUCUUUCAAUCGCUUCGGUGGGAGCUUGGAGAUUCUCGGCCAAUUCCCCGAGUUGCAAUAUGUAGACCUGAGCCAUACCGACUUCAGAGGAUCCAUCCCGGAAACCAUCAGCAAUGCCAAGAGCCUGCAGUACCUUAACCUCCAGGGCCUGAAACUCAGUGGAAGUCUCCCUGGCAGCAUCAGUCGCCUCACUGCACUCCAAUCUCUGCACAUUGGGAUUGAGUCGGAUGACCGCCUUCCUUAUAGAUACCUCAACGGCCAUCUAAAUCCAAUAGAUCCUCUAUCCAUUCAGCCGUACUUGCCUUUCCCUGUGAUGCAAGGCUCUGUGGACGACCUCUCCUGUCUCGCUCCACUCACUCGCCUCCAGAACCUCGCUCUCAUGAGUCUCAACCUGACUGCUGGAGAUCUCCCUUUCUCUCUCUCUGCGCUUACUUCACUCAAGCACCUAGACCUCAGUUUCCUUCCCAUCACCCGCUUGCCGCAAUGGAUCGCUUCACUCACUAGGCUCACUCAUUUAGACGUCACUGGAAAGUUACACGUCCACCGCUCUGCACCUUUCCCCACCAAAUGGAUUGCUCUCACAAGGCUGGAAACGCUGCGGGCCGGUCUGAAUGGCUUCACUGGCUCUAUCCCCUCCACCAUCUCCGCCCUCACCGCCCUCACCAUCUUGGACCUCUACGGGAACAACAUCUCAGGGAGCAUUCCCGCUGGCAUCAGCGAGCUACCUAGAUUGCAUGCCCUAGACCUCUCCCACAAUCAGCUCACCUCCAUGCCUUCUACCCUCAAUUGGGGGGGGCAUUUUUCCAUGGCUCACAACCAGCUUCAAGGUCCCCUUCCUUCUGCCCUCGUUUCCACCGAUUUCGUUACUCUUGAGCUGCAAGGCAAUGCAUUCUCUGGCUCGCUACCUAACUUUGCUUUGUGGAAAUACCCUUACCUUGAAAUACUCGACGUCAGCGACAACCAGCUCAGUGGCUCCCUCCCUGACUCCAUCACCCGCCUUACAUCGCUGUGGAAACUGGGGCUUGGAGGCAACACUCUGAGUGGCGUCAUACCUGCUAGCCUGGGCGGACUUACCGAUCUAUCAUACCUGAACGUGUCAGGCACGGGGCUGACCUGCCCUGCAAACGGCAGCAAGUGCCUGGUGAAGCAGAGCAACACCACUGGCUUCUGCCGCCUCUGCUUCUCCUUCUGCUCCUCCUGCACCCCCCUUGCUUUGUCGGCGCUCACAGAGGAUGCAGCAUGGCCAGCACCGGUGACUGACGCACCAAUGUGGGACACAAAGGAAACAGCAUGGCCAGCACCGCAGGCACGAUCGGCAUCCGGCCCUCGCACGCGCAUUGAUGCUUCCAUUGACCACUCUACUGCUGCUGUUGCCGCCAUCUUGCUCCUGGUGUUCGGGAUGUGA
Closterium sp. Naga37s-1 is the source of this 1589-nucleotide messenger RNA. NCBI's taxonomy places the organism in Eukaryota, Viridiplantae, Streptophyta, Zygnematophyceae, Desmidiales, Closteriaceae. The record is from the annotation of a GenBank genome assembly.